GGAGUGAAACUGCAAACUAGCAAAUUCUGCAUUGCAGUGCUGGAGAGUGAGGACUUCUACCGCGUUGAAAAGUCACAGUGUUUUGCAUUGGCGAAUCAUUCAGACUAUGGCCGUACUAGAGAUAUAACUUGAAUGAAGGGACCGCAACUUACAAACGUAUAAGAAAAACGACGGAUUGAAACAAAAACGACUAAGACUCAUCUGGCAUCCAGGGAGCAGAUGAUUUUGCACUGGAUUGCAGUCUGAACCGAACGGUCAGUCUGCAUAGAUUUCCAUCGAUUUCGUCCGGAUGCUUUUGAAGACAUUUACAUUUAUCGUCGGAAGCUCGGAUAACAUUCAAAAACGCGACGUUGUUCAGUACUAGUCAGUCCCUUAGAAGAAGUCUUUGCGACGGAAUAUUAAAACACAGCUCGCUUUAAGGCGCUUCUCACAAAAGGUAUCCUUUCUUUAUUCCAAGCAUGCUUCAAUAGAAAAGCAGAAUCGUUAAAUUCGUUGGUAGCUCGCUUCCUGACAGAUGUUGACUCGUCUGGUUGAAGAGAAUUAUUCAAACUCACUUCAACUACAAUGACGCUCUAUCGCUGGGCAACAGUAUUCGUCUUCCUCCUGAUUUCAGAUAUUUUGCCGGGUACCGAGACUGUAACUGGUCAAGUAUUCCAAACCCCAGCAACAGUUCAUUUAUCCGAAGGCACCACCCUGGUUUUGAAUUGCACUUUUGAGCUGAAUGGGGUAUUAACUUAUACCUGGAGUAAGGAUGACUGCCCCAUGGAUUUCAAAUCCCAGAGAUACAAAGAUAAAGUAGUACGACCUGAUCCAAAUCGUUUUAAAAUCAAUAAGGAUGCUUCAAUCCGGAUUAAGAAUGUUACAAUAUUCGACUCAGGAAUGUAUUACUGUCAAAUUGAUGAAAUGGGCAAAGAGAAAAAGAAUGGCAGCGGAACCUUGGUCAUCGUGAGCAGAAGUUGGAAAGCCGAAAACCAGUCAGUAGGUAUGCAUCUUGAAUGGCAGUGGAUUGGAAUCGCAGGUGGUGUAGUAUUCCUAAUUAUUCUGAUACUGCUUGUAGUGAUCGCAGUCCUUACUAGACGAAAUAAAGCUUACGCCUUACUGGUCAGAGAAUGCACUUCCUUUGAUUCUGCAAAAGAGCCGAUUGCACCUCCCAGAAGAAAAAUGAACGAUCACGCCAAUUGUCAGCGUGAAGACGCCUUCCUCCACUGCCACAAUAAAGAGGGUGCGCCAAAGAGAAAGCGUCCACCGCCAGCAAGAAGGAACAUGCAGUAGAUUUCGGUCUGUGCCAUACUGUAGGGCCAUUGUCGCUUGUGUAAACCACUCGGUGGUAUCGAAUAAAUUGGUCGAUAAAAAUGUCAUAUAUUUAAAAUUUGUAUGUUUUUGUAACAAACCAAGACGUAGAACGUUGAUCAGGAAUUCAUGGUAAACGGAUGUUUAAAUACAUGGUACUGGUUCUUUUUCGAUUUGAAACGGACUCUUUAUAUCGUGUGGCCUGUCUUCAAAUAUGAAAUUGAAAUAUAAACAAAAUAACCGCAGAUGCUGGAAAUCUGAAACCGGUACAGAAAAUGCAGCAAACGCUCUGGAGGUCCAGUAGCAUUCGUGGAAACAACAACAGUCAACGUUUUGUGUGUGUGCAAUGAAGGGUUAAAAACCCGAAUCAGGGAUAGUAUGUCUUUCCGCUGAUGCUGCGUGACCUAUCAAGGGUUUUCACUGCUUUAUAUUUUGCUUCUGGUAGAAAGGAAUAUCUUCCUACUUCUUCUGAUUGUUCCCUAAUAUGUAUAUCCCGGAAGCUUCACUUUUAGGCUCGCACUACAAAUAAACUUCGUUAUUCGUGCUCUUCGUUUUGAUUCCGUCAUCUUUUGCAAAUAGUCUAAAAGCAUGGGCUUGCAAACGAGGAAAUUGAAACAAAGAAAUGAUGGACGUACCCUGUGAGUCAGGCCACAUUUAUAGGAAGCAAACGGCUUCAAGA
Molecule: messenger RNA, 1969 nt
Organism: Mobula hypostoma (lesser devil ray)
Lineage: Eukaryota; Metazoa; Chordata; Chondrichthyes; Myliobatiformes; Myliobatidae
Exons: 9
Coding region: 565-1272 (235 amino acids)
Cellular component (GO): plasma membrane
Source: RefSeq, a predicted model, not a curated record